Molecule: messenger RNA, 1695 nt
Organism: Hydra vulgaris (swiftwater hydra)
Lineage: Eukaryota; Metazoa; Cnidaria; Hydrozoa; Anthoathecata; Hydridae
Source: RefSeq, a predicted model, not a curated record
UAUGAUAAGGUUGAUAAACAGUUUAAAAAAUGUUUCUUUAGUUCUUAUUUCAAAUUUGUGUAUUAAUUCUUGAAGAUAGUUGCUAUUUUGAUUUAAAACAUUCAGUGGAACAAAUGGCAUCAGUUGAAUCUAAAGUACCUGUUACCAAGCAUGUUUUUGCUACUUAUGCAGAUGUUUGUGCGAAAAUUGCAGAGCACGAAAUGUUGCACACAGUGCAUUAUGUUGUAACUUGUACAGGUAGCAUGGAAAAGAACUAUGAAGAAUUGUUCAAGAAAGAACACAAGUUGUUUUAUGAGGACAAAGAUUUUUCCUACACAGGAGUACCAUUCAUUGUGUCAACACGAGCAACACUCGACUGUCAGCAUGGAAAAGACAGAAAUAUUAAAAAAAAGGCUCAGUACAGGAUAAAGAAAGAUAUUGAAGCUAGUACAGAUCAUUAUUGCCGAAAAAAUAGAGUCAUUUUGCAGGAUACCAAAAAAUUUGAUUGUCCUGCCAUGGUCUAUAUAAAAGAAAUUAUUGAAUUUCCAGAGUUUAAGGUUUCUAAAAAUACAGUACGGUUAAGAAAGGAAACAUCAAAAAAACUCCGUUUAGCUUUAGUUGACCCUGAAAUUUUACUUAAGUGCAGAAAGUAUAUCCUAGUAUUGCCUGAUAUUUCUGUUCAUAAGAAUCAUGCAGUAGGUGAUAAUGCAGGUAUCAGUCAGCCCAUUUCUGAAAAUAUCAUAGUAAAAAUUGCUGAUCUAGUAAAAAAAGGUGUUAACACUGUAUCGGAAAUGAGACGACAUCUUGAGUUUUUUGUUCAAGCAGAAUUUACUGCCAAUAAUAAUCUACAAAGCGCAAACAAACGUUACUUUCCAAUAGAUGAGACCAUUCGAAAUCAUAUGCUAAAUGCGAGAAGAAAACUUCGCAGAUCGUUGAUAGAUCAAGAAUGUUUGCAUGAUAAAAUAAGUGAAUGGCAAAUAAUUUUCCAAGAAGCAAUGAUAAAGUUUAGACCAAAAGGUGUAAACAUGGUUGAUGAUCCAGAGCUUAAGGAUUCAUUGUUAUUUAUCUAUCAAGAUGUUUGGCAGAAAAGAUUACUCUUGCGAUACGGAAAUGAGCUAAUUUUUCUUGAUGCAACAUACCGCACAACUAGGUAUGCUCUCCCACUUUUUUUUCUGGUUGUUAAAACAAACAUUGAUUAUCAGGUUGUUGCCAUUUUUGUUUGUGAAAAUGAAACCACAUCUGCUAUCACAGAAGCACUAUUAUGCAUUAAAGAAUGGAACCCUACAUUUCAGCCAAAGUUUUGUUUAAUUACUCAAAUGAAGAGAUAAGGUCAUUAGAGUCGGUCUUUCCAGGCUGUAAUGUUUUGAUAUGCGACUUUCAUCGAGAGCAAGCUUGGGAGAGAUGGCUUUCCAAAACCUCUAAUGGAUGUUGUAUUGUUAAAGAUGCAAUUAAGGUAAAAUUGCAUAAAAUUGCUCAUGCAACUACAGAAGAAAUUUGCCAAAAUGCUGUUAAAGCGUUAAAAGAUUCUGAAGAGUGGAAAAAUAACCCAAAACUAGCUGAAUAUUUAAACACUACUUGGUUAUGUAACCAAAAGCAUUAAUUUUCUUAUUUAGAGAUGGGUAUUUGCUUUUCGGCAACAACGCUUAUUGCGAAAUAUUAAUACUAACAAUGGCACUGAAAGACAAAACCAAUCUUUAAAAUAUAGUUUUUUGGAAA